CUGCUCCCUCUUGAAAAGGAGUUGGCGGUUAAUGACCGUUUGACGGCUGCAACCCGAGAGUAUGAAGGCCAACUUUCCGGCCCCGAAUGUGUGAUUGUUGUCAAAGAUUCGCUUUAUACGGGCACUCUCAAUGGAAGUGUUGUCAAAAUAGACAAAAACGGAGUGAAGACUUUUGCACGAUUUGGACCCGAGGGAUGCUCCUCCGUGGAGACCUGCGGACGUCCACUUGGUCUGCACUACGAUGAGCCAAGAAAUCGACUUCUUGUCGUGGAUGCCUACCUUGGUCUCUUCGCCAUUGAUUUGCAGACAGGCAAGGGGGCUCUGACAAAGGUGAAAAAAAUAUUUCCGCUCAACAAGGCCGGAGUUCGGCCCGUGAAGGUGACCUUUUUCAAUUCACUCGACGUGUUGCUGGACGGACGCAUUGUCUUGACGGAGAGUAGCCAAAAAUUUGUGCUCCACGACUUGAUCGGCGACCUGCUGGAGGGUCGUCCAACUGGCAGCCCAUUUGAAAGCAAGCGGCUGUUUAAGCGUCAACACCGUUUUUCUUCCUUCUCUCUUUCGCGAUCGACUUUCUGGUUGAUUCCCGCUGUUUUUAUAACCGCCACUAUUUUGUCUCUUGUUAUGGCCAGUGAUCAUCUCCAACUAGUUGAGCUUGUGGUUUGA
Molecule: messenger RNA, 663 nt
Organism: Dibothriocephalus latus
Lineage: Eukaryota; Metazoa; Platyhelminthes; Cestoda; Diphyllobothriidea; Diphyllobothriidae
Source: the annotation of a GenBank genome assembly